AUGUCUGAUCAUGUUGUAUGGACUUACGUUGGAAGUAAAGAUGUGAAACAACCUCCAAUCAGCAUUUUGUUUCAGCACUUUGCCAAACUUAACAACUCCAGAAACUUCUCCACCCCUCCUGCUGAUGUUCUGAUAGAAAUCAAUUCAGAAAACUCAGAGUCAAAUUCAAGAUCAUUUUACUCUGAAAUUGGAAUCAGUUCAGAAAGUUACUCCAGUUUACAGCAGAAACUCUACUGGGCUGGACCAGACAUGUCAAUCACAAAUGUGUCAAUGAGUACAAGUGCAGCUCACUCCACUUUCAUCAUUCAGAACUUGAAAGACAGCUACCAAGGGGAGGAGCUUUUUGUUACUAUCCAUGCCAGAGACUUUAACAAUGAAUCUAAACGUUAUGGAGGAGAUUUCUUUCAAGCAAAGCUUUUCUCAUCUGAAAAUCCCCCAAAGGCCAGUGUGUUUGGGGAGGUAGAGGAUUUGCUCAAUGGCUCUUACUCUGUGCGUUUUCUUCUGCCGUGGGUUGGACAGGCACAGGUGGCUGUGCGUAUGAUCCACUCCAGUGAAGGGGUGCAGGUCCUCAAGCAUCACAGAGACACUGAUUCUGACCGAGUUUACUUUAACGGAUAUUUUGAAGGACCAGGACCAAAUGGGAACAGGUUGAGAGAAACAGUGAAGUGUAAUGUGAAGUGGGACAAGAAUGGACUGGAGAGGAUGGGGACUGGAGAUUGCUGCUGUGAUUACAAAGAUUCUGGCAGUGGAGAAGAAUGGCGCUGUCAGAGACCCAAAUCCCUGCCAUGCAGCGCUCGCGUCUAUCACUCUAUGGGCGGGUAUAACAAACGUGUGACUGCCAAAGAAGCAAUGUUUAUGAGUGAAACCAACAAAUACAUCAAUGGCCAAAGAACACCGAUCAAGAUUCUUCCUUCCAAUGAAACAGUGGGAAUUGAUGUAACACAGAAAUGUCAUCCUGGUUUGCACAUACCAGUUCCAGCUGGGUUUUACCUGAAUGAUGUUUGGAAGUCCUCUGUGUGUAGCACUCGUCAAUUUACUACCAAAACAACAACACAAUGCCUGAAAGACAAACACAUCUACAUGAUGGGAGACUCUACUUUGAGACAGUGGUUUGACUUCUUGCUGAAAGCAGUACCAACUUUCAAGCGGAUGAACCUGCAUGUUCAAUAUGAGGCAGGUCCUCUUCUAGCAGUGGAUGUGGAGAACAACAUUGACUUACACUGGAGGGCUCACGGUCUUCCUUUACGUUGUCUGAAAACAGAAGUUUCUAAUCUGCACUACGUCAGUAAUGAGAUUGAUGAUCUGACUGGAGGACCUCACACUGUUAUUGUCUUUAAUCUGGGGCCACACUUCACAACAUACCCUCUCGAUUUCUACACCCGCAGAGUGAUGAGGGUCCGCAAAGCUGUGCUAGAUAUGUUACAACGGGCACCAGACACUACCAUUAUAAUCAAGACUGUCAACACCGGCUAUAAGGAUGUGUUUGGCAGUGACUGGUAUUCCCUGCAGUUCAACAGAAUCCUACAGUGGGCUUUUCAAGAUGUUGGUGUUUAUAUUUUGGAUGUUUGGCAAAUGACAGCAUGUCACUACAACGUAGAGAACAUUCAUCCAGGUCCUGUCAUCAUCAAAAAUGAGAUGGACAUUUUCCUUUCUUUCAUUUGCCCUGAAUGAUCUUGUCAGGAGCAAUGAGGAGGCAGAUGGCAGAUAAAUUACAAACUGUCUAACUUAUGGCAUUCUAGUGUGGACAGCAGAAAUACAUUUUAAUUUCCAUUCAAAAGAUAUAGAUACAUCCAAAACCAUUCUUACAGUGUAGCUUCUCAAAGCAGGGUUAGGUACCUCUAAGUUAAUGCUUCUUUUUUUGUGAUAUGAAUUAUUGCCAUCACAAA
Messenger RNA from Paramisgurnus dabryanus, 1886 nucleotides. NCBI's taxonomy places the organism in Eukaryota, Metazoa, Chordata, Actinopteri, Cypriniformes, Cobitidae. The record is from RefSeq and is a predicted model, not a curated record.